Lathyrus sativus (Indian pea) is the source of this 1698-nucleotide messenger RNA. NCBI's taxonomy places the organism in Eukaryota, Viridiplantae, Streptophyta, Magnoliopsida, Fabales, Fabaceae. The record is from the annotation of a GenBank genome assembly.
AUGAUGGCAGUGUUGAGUAAUGGGAGUCCAUGGAUAAAGGUUGUUUCACCAUCUUUUCCCUUUCAAUUUCUUCAUCAAUCACAUGCUUACACUUCACGAAUCUUAUCCUUUCCACGUAAAUUCUCUGUCAAUGCUCUUUCACAACAAUCCCUUCCUGUUCGUGUUCGUUUUGCUCCUUCUCCUACUGGUAAUCUUCACGUUGGUGGUGCAAGAACUGCCCUCUUCAACUACUUGUUUGCCAGGUCUAAAGGUGGGAAAUUUGUGUUGAGAAUAGAGGACACUGAUUUGGAGAGGUCUACAAGGGAAUCUGAGGAGGCGGUGCUUCGAGAUCUUUCUUGGCUUGGACUUGAUUGGGAUGAAGGGCCUGGUGUUGGUGGAGAUUAUGGUCCAUAUAGGCAAUCUGAGAGGAAUUCUUUGUACAAACAAUAUGCUGAGAAACUUCUUCAAUCGGGUCAAGUUUAUCGUUGCUUCUGUUCUAAUGAGGAGCUAGAGAAAAUGAAGGAGGAUGCUAAACUAAAGCAAUUGCCUCCAGUAUAUACAGGUAAAUGGGCCUAUGCAACAGACAAGGAAGUAGAAGAAGAGCUGGCAAAAGGAACUCCAUAUACAUUCCGGUUUCGUGUCCCAAAAGGAAGUUUAAAAAUUAGCGACUUAAUACGAGGCGAGGUUAGUUGGAAUUUGGAUACACUUGGAGAUUUUGUGAUAAUGAGGAGUAAUGGUCAGCCAGUUUAUAACUUUUGUGUCACUGUUGAUGAUGCUACCAUGGCUAUUUCCCAUGUUAUCAGAGCGGAGGAGCAUUUACCUAACACUCUAAGGCAGGCAUUAAUAUAUAAGGCACUAGAAUUUCCCAUGCCUAAUUUUGCACACGUUUCCUUGAUUUUAGCUCCUGAUAGGAGUAAAUUAUCAAAACGACAUGGAGCAACAUCUGUCGGUCAGUACAGGGAAAUGGGAUACCUACCCGAGGCAAUGACAAAUUACCUAGCAUUAUUAGGUUGGGGCGAUGGGACCGAAAAUGAGUUCUUCACCCUUGAUAAACUUGUUGAAAGAUUCACUAUUGAACGUGUGAACAAAAGUGGUGCAGUUUUUGAUUCCACAAAGUUAAGAUGGAUGAAUGGUCAACAUUUAAGAGCACGUCCAUCAGAGGACUUGAACAAACUUAUCGCAGAGCGCUGGAAGACAUCUGGCAUGCUCACAAUAUCAGAAGGGCCCUUCGUUGAUGAAUCGAUUGAACUACUUAAGGAUGGAAUUGAGUUGAUAACUGAUGCAGAUACUGCACUUUCGAAUUUGCUUUCUUAUCCUCUACAUUCUACUUUACAAAGCCAUGAAGCAGAAUCUGUCAUACAAGAUAAUCUUCCCGAGUUCUGUGCCAGUUUCUUGGCUGCCUACGAUAGCGGUGAUCUGUUACGUGCGCUCGAAGAAGGCCAAGCUGGCUGGAAAAAUUGGGUCAAAAGCUUCGGCAAAUCACUUAAGCGGAAGGGAAAAUCACUCUUCAUGCCCCUUCGGCUUCUGCUGACUGGGAAACUCCACGGACCAGAUAUCGGAGCUACUGUUGUAUUGCUUUAUAAAGCUGGGACCAGUGAUAUCAUAGCUUCUGAAGUUGGUUUUGUGACAAUUGAUGAAAGAGUUAAAGUUCUUAGGCAAAUUAAUUGGGAAACAUUAUCCAAAGAUCAUGCUGUGAAGGAAACUGCUUCCACCGUCUAA